CCUAGGCCUAUCGCCGGAGCAAAAGCUUACUAGUGCACUGCGCAUGCUAGCUUAUGGAUCUCCAGCUGAUCAACUUGAUGACUACAUGCGUAUGGGUAAGAGCACUGUGCUUGAAGUCUUCAGGAAGUUUUGCAGAGCCAUUGUCGGGAUGUACUCAUCGACAUAUCUUCGUGCACCAACUCCUGCUGAUCUAAGGAUUCUACUUCAUAAAGCCUCACAACGCGGAUUCCCUGGUAUGAUUGGAUCAAUUGAUUGCAUGCACUGGGAGUGGAGGAACUGUCCUACUUCUUGGACUGGGCAGUACCUGGGGCACAACCGUAAACCAACAAUCAUUCUCGAGGCAGUGGCUUCGUACAACACCUGGAUAUGGCAUGCUUUCUUCAGCCCUCCUGGGUCGAAUAACGACAUCAAUGUUCUGGGGAUGUCUCCAGUGUUUGACGGUGUCCUCAACGGAUCCACCCCACGAGUACGAUUUGAGAAGCACAUCGAAAAGACGUAGAGCGGGCCUUUGGAAUUCUUCAAGC
This is a messenger RNA of Linum tenue, 524 nucleotides long. The record is from the annotation of a GenBank genome assembly. NCBI's taxonomy places the organism in Eukaryota, Viridiplantae, Streptophyta, Magnoliopsida, Malpighiales, Linaceae.